AUGCCCCUGAUCUCAGUCCUAUCAUUGGUGUUCGGAGUAAGCCAUCUUCCUCCAUCGGUGCUACGGCGAAAGAUCUUAGCCAUGAUGAUCAUCCCAAUGUUGCCAAUUUUCACCGGGCACUCAUCAUUAUGGCACAUAGAGGCGAUCAAAGAAGCGACUCGAGCACAGAUCAGCUCAGAUCCAUCUAUACAUCCGAUCCGUCAUCUUGCUGCAAAAGCCGAUGUCGAAUUUAAUGCAAUGGUCAACAGGCAAUCUCGAACACUGGACGCCUGUUGCGCGGAGUACGAACGCCGGUACGGACGCAAGCCCCCGCUACAUUUUGAUAAGUGGUUCCAAGCAGCCCAAGAUCAAGAUUUCCUGUUGACAGACGAGUUUGAUUCCAUGAUGGCAGCUAUGGAGCCGUUGUGGGGUGUGGCUCCGUCUGAUAUUCGAGCGCGUCUAGAAAACGUAAUCGCUGCAAGCCAAGGGGAAGGCAUGUAUCGCUUUACGGUCUCCCAGGUCACAAAGCCCACAUUUACCAAUCCAGCAAACUGGAUGGGGUCAACAUUUAGCUACUGGUUUGAACCAGAGAUCCUUGAAACCUUGCCUGAUAUGACUCUUGCGAUGAAUACUAUGGAUGAACCUAAAGUCGUGGUCCCCUACGAUAUGCUGUCUCACGUCAUGGAUGCUGCUCGAAAUCCGCGCGAGGGCCCUCCGUUACCUGGGAAAUUCCCCAGUCUUGCUCAACAUGUUGACUUUCUGAACAUCGGGAGGCAGAAUACUUGGGAUGCAUUAUCGGUAUCUUGCCCCCCUGACAGUGUAGUACGGGACUAUUCUUUGGAGACCAACCGCUCUCCUUUCUUAACUGAUAUGGGCUUUCUUUCCAACUUGACUUUGAGCAAGGAUGUUUGUCAGUUCCCUGAACUUCAUGAUAUGCACGCUGGCCUUCGUCACCCGGCAUCAAUGACGAUUACCCAUUCACUGGUCCCGGUCUUUUCGCAGGCAAAAGCGACUUGCUUUAACGAUUUGCUGUACCCAAGUCCGUUUUAUGCCGAAAAACUGCGAUCGGGAGAGUACAAGGAAAAGUACGAUGUGAGCUGGGACGAAAAAGAGAACAUUGUUUACUGGACCGGGUCGAAUACGGGAGGCUGGUCCACAACCGAGAAUUGGAGGUCUUUACAGCGACAGCGCUUGGUGUUGAUGGCCAUGGACGAAAGCCACCCUAUUAGCUUGCUUAAUCGGACCCAGCGACCGGAUGGUAAAAACUCGGAAUGGGUAUCCAUUAAUUCCACCAUUGCAGCCAUCUCAAACUCCACCCGGGUGCGGAUCUCGGCCGCCAUUCAAUGCGAUGAUAAUGCAUGCAGGGAACAGAGCGAUGAGUUUAAAAUCAAAGCUGGCAACAGAGACGACAUCACCGAUGGUUAUACGGCACGGUACAAUCUCGACAUAGAUGGAAAUGGUCUCAGUGGGCGCUUCUACCGCCUUCUAAUGUCUAAGUCGGCUGUUCUGAAGCAAACUCUUUACCAAGAGUGGCAUGAUGACUGGCUGAUUCCAUGGGUGCACUACAUACCGAUCAGCAUGGAUCUCCGAGAUUUCCCCGAAAUUGUUCGCUAUUUGACCCAAGAGCCAGAGGGACAAGCUCUGGGCCGGAAGGUUGCUCAAAACAGUUACGACUGGUCACGCCGUGUACUUCGUAGUGAAGACAUGAGGCUGGUUUGGUGGCGACUAAUGUUAGAGUAUGGAAGACUUGUCAACGAUGAUCGAGAGCAAAUGGGGUACGAGAACAACCCGAUCAUCUAA
Messenger RNA from Penicillium odoratum, 1779 nucleotides. RefSeq lists its product as uncharacterized. The transcript has a single exon. Lineage: Eukaryota; Fungi; Ascomycota; Eurotiomycetes; Eurotiales; Aspergillaceae. The record is from RefSeq and is a predicted model, not a curated record. The coding region runs from base 1 to 1779 and encodes 592 amino acids.